Leptopilina boulardi is the source of this 3651-nucleotide messenger RNA. RefSeq lists its product as uncharacterized. The transcript is spliced from 10 exons. The coding region runs from base 268 to 2685 and encodes 805 amino acids. NCBI's taxonomy places the organism in Eukaryota, Metazoa, Arthropoda, Insecta, Hymenoptera, Figitidae. The record is from RefSeq and is a predicted model, not a curated record.
CAACAGCUGAUUAUCAUUAUUACGUUGAUUCAUCUCAUAAAUGUUAUAUCCAUUCUGAUAUUGAGUACAAUGUAAAUUUUAAUGAAAAAAAUAAUUUAAACUAGUUUAAAGAAGAUUAUGUAAAUGAAAUUUUAAAAAGACGGUGCGCGAGUUAUCAGUGUAGUGUAAAAAAGAUGUUAUGACAAGAUUUAUUUUUAGCUAAAAAUUUAGAAAAAAAGAUACAAAGGAUUUCUGGAAUUCGUGUAAUUUUUUUAAAAAUUGCACACAAUGAAUUCAGAAAGUCAAAAGGUAAAUGGUGAAAAAAUAACUCUAGAUCAGCAAAAUUCAACAGAUAAUCGAUUACCAUCAGUACAAGAACCAAAAUUCUGCAGUGUCACAAAAUUAACAAAAACAACAUCAGACGAAUUAAAAUUAAACAAUAAUGUUCCACUAUCUGAUAAAUGUUCCACAUCCAAUGAUUCAUCAAUAAAAUUAUUAAAUGGAUUGCCAUUAACGAAAAAUGUUGAAACAUCUGAAAAUGGUCAUUUUUCCGAUAUAUCAUCAUCAUCAUCAUCGAAUCUUCCAUCUUAUACUGCUCUAAAUCUCAGGUUUCAAUCGUCAAAUAAUUCAUCAUCAAAUCAUAUAAAUCAUAAAUCGACAAUUUUCACAAGUAAUUUGAAUCUUCCUCAAGAUAAUCAAUUAAUUUCAAAUGAAUAUAAUUCCUCAUCUUUAGAAGAGAAUAAUACGAGAAAAUUGAAUAGUAGUGAAAUAACAGAUGAAUCAUUUCCAAAUUCAUCAAAUGAGGAUCGUGAUAUGAGAAAUAAUGUUGAUUAUACAUCGGAAAUUGAAAAAUGUCCACCAAAAGUUUCAUGUAGUUCAGAUUCAAGUCCAGAAAUGGAGAAUAAAUGGUCAUCGAAUAGUGUUUUAAAUAAUAUCGGCGGUAGUAUUGGAUCUACAAAUCAGGGCACAUGUUUUUUAAGACAUAAUAUUAAUGGUUGUAAGGAUGUGGCUGGUCCCAGUGGUUUACAAAAGGCUCAAAGAAUACAAAAUGAAAGUCGAGAUUCAAGUUCAGGGAACGAGGGUGAUUUAUCCGAUGAGGAGGAUCAGUAUAUUUACACCUAUAAAGGUGACGAUGAUGACGAUAUCGGUGUUGAAAAUCGAUUAGACUUUAGACAAGAUUUAAAUCAUAUUCGCCGACAAGAACUCGAGAGACACGAUAGCGAUAGAUCUAGUCCAGAGAUGGAUUUUUUGGAAAUGGAUUUUGAUCCUGGACCUUCUUGCGAGCAUGAUACAGGAGAUAGUGAUAUGGCUUCCAUUAAUGAGGAUAUUCAAAAUAUUUCUUUGGAUAAUAUUGAAGGGGAACCAAAUUUAUUGAACGAUUUGAGUAACGCUAAAGUUGUUUCACGACAGGAAAUAUUGCAAAUUCAAGUUGUACCACGUCACGAUAUGUUGGGAAUUUCACAGGAAAAUAAUCCAAUUGAAAUUAAUGUUAGAGAUGAUAUUCCUGAGUGUCAACCGAGUACAUCAAGGAAUUCUUCUUCUAAAGAGGUGGAAAAAUCAUGGUUACCUGGUACUAGUAGCAAUACUAGUUCAAGAAAAUCAGAAGCAACAGGAUUACAUAGAAGUGGAGGAUGUCCCCUACAAGAAUCUUAUGGUUAUCACAAUACAAGUGGUGAUUUAAUUUCACCAGGUGAAAGUAGAGAAGUAGAUGCAGAAUUUUGGGCUAAUAAUGCAUCAACAUCAUCAUCUGAUAAUUCACGAAAAAUUAAUCUUAGUUCGACUCUUUAUCAUCGAAUGAUGGCUAAAAAAUUAAUGCUCAAUAAGCAAACGAAUUUUAAUCAAAGCAGCGAAUCAAAUUUGGAAAGUGAAUUAUGUGACGAGAGAUUGGAUGGUUUACCACCAAUUGAAAAAUUAAUGCACUGGAGUGAACAGGAAGCGGCUGUCAAACAAGUUACACAAAUUGCAACUUCUGCCUGUGGUGCAACUGCGGCAAUCAAUGCAAUUAUGGCACUUGAUGUGCCUUUUUCACUGGAGGUGUUAGUUAAAGGAGUUGCUACAAGAUUGAGAGAACCAGGUACACCAUUACCGAGAUAUUUGGUGAGUCGUUCAUUAGCCGGUGCAACACACAAAGAUAUAGAGCGAGGUAUACAUUUAGCAACGAACGGUGCAUUGGGAACAAAAUUUUUCGCCUUUUAUCCCGAGAGGAAGGUUUCAUUAUCCCAUUGGUUACAUCAUUGGAUUUCUCGCGGUGCUGUUCCUAUUGCAACUUUAAAUCUUCAACAUUGCGGAGAAGGUUGUAAUAUUCCCGAUGCUUGGCAUCAUCAAAUGAUAUUUGGUGUUGGUCCAGCGGGAAUUUACAUGACGAAUCCUCUUCAAUGUCUUCCAGAGCAGAUUUUGCGACAUCAACUCAUCAGCCCCAGUGUUUUAUUAAUCCGACGAGCAGAUGUUUUGGCACAUUGGAAUCCGACAACUGAUUUAUCACCAAUCAAGUCAUUUGAUCACAGAUGGCGAAAACUCAAUGUUCUAGGCCAAGUUGUCAAUAUGAUCCGUGAAACAAUGGGAGAAAGAAGUUGUACUGCCGUAAUAACUGGAGCAUCACAUGUACGAAUUCCUGCCUCGUAUCAAGCUGGAAUAACAUUGGUUGUACCUUCGGAUUCGGAAGUUGCAAAAGAACUCGCACUUGCUGAACAAUUACCACUCCUCUAGUCUCAACUAAAGUGUUUUUCUUAAAGCUUCAAAAACUAAGAAUUUCCUCCAGCACAAUACACAAGGUUUUUUUUUAAAUAUAAUUAUUUUUUUAAAUUCUUAAAAAAUUAUUUCUUUAUAUUAAUUUUUUUUUUUUUUUGAUAUCAAUACACUAACUUCUUUAUAAUGGCAAUGAUAAUCAAUCCCUUGCAUAAUGGAUUAUGUUACGAAAAAAAAGGAAAGAGUUUCAAUAUUUGUUUUUAUAAAUUGAAGCUUCAAGGCAAACUUCUUUAAUCAAUACUAUUUUGAGAUAUAUUUGUGAAAUAAUGUACAUAUAUGAUUAAUACUAACUGUACAAAUAGAUAAUACACUAAUGUACAUAUAGAAGUAGAAUUACGCUAGCUUGUCAAAUUUAAUGCAAGAUCUAGCUGAAGUGUAAUUGUUAAGAAUAAUAGUUAUAUCUUUUUUUUUUUUUUUUUUUUUAAUAAUUUUCGAUAAAUGUAAUAAUUAAGAUUCUUUUUCAAAUUAGUUUCUUUUCGUUUUUAAAAAAUUAUCACCAAAGCGUAAAGAAAUUGUUUGCCAAGUUUAUUUAAUUAUUACUGCGACAACUUUUUAGUUUUUAAUAAUGUGUCAUUAUUUCUUUUUUUAAUUUUUAUUUUAAAGAGUAACAUUAAACUGACUCUUUAUAAAUUUUAUAUUAGAUUGUUGUGCCUUGCAGUGCUUUAGGUUAAAUUAUAUAGUUUGUACAUUAUACACAGACAUUUGAUAGUAACCUGUAUGAAAUACAUUCAAGUCAUUAUAUUGGAUAAACGCUAAUAUUUAAUUAUCCUAGAAUUAAUUUUUUUAAUUAAAAAAAAAAUAAUAAUUAUAGAAUUUUCUUUAAUUUACAAAGAGAAAGAAUUUGUUUUAUUUGUAUUUCAUAAAAUUUUAUAGCAUUCACAUCUAUUUUUCAAAAGAAAACUCAAAAAUGAAUAUGCUAAAGAGAAG